AUGUUUGCUAAUAAUCCGUGUCUAUUUCUUUUCUACUAUCAGAGUGGUUGGCGAGAUGUGGUCUCUAAAGCCGCACUACAUGGUAUCCCUGUGGCCGCCUUUGGCUCUGCGUUGGCAUUCUACGACGGUCUGCGCUGCGCAAAACUUCCUGCCAAUCUGCUUCAGGCUCAACGAGACUACUUCGGGGCACACCAGUUCGAACGCGUGGACCAACCUGGUACGUUCGUGCAUGCCAACUGGACCGGAAGUGGUGGAUCCGUAGCUUCAAGCACCUAUCAAGUGUGA
Messenger RNA from Dicrocoelium dendriticum, 285 nucleotides. The record is from the annotation of a GenBank genome assembly. Lineage: Eukaryota; Metazoa; Platyhelminthes; Trematoda; Plagiorchiida; Dicrocoeliidae.